Messenger RNA from Anolis carolinensis (green anole), 1999 nucleotides. Its product is annotated as 17-beta-hydroxysteroid dehydrogenase 13. The transcript is spliced from 7 exons. Gene Ontology annotation, molecular function: oxidoreductase activity, acting on the CH-OH group of donors, NAD or NADP as acceptor. Lineage: Eukaryota; Metazoa; Chordata; Lepidosauria; Squamata; Anolidae. Bases 313 to 1233 code for a protein of 306 amino acids. The record is from RefSeq and is a predicted model, not a curated record.
UUUAUGUGGAAAACCUAUUCUCUAGCUAAUGCUGAGGAUGUGCUGCAACUUUAUAUUUCAUUGAUGUUUGUAUGACUCAUGUACAUUUUCAUAAUAUUGCAUAAUUAUUGCAACAUACUUUUAUCUUAUAAAAUUUUCUCACACUGAAAGCAACAGUACCACCCAUCCCAUGUGGGCAGCAGCAUCUCAUUUGACUAUUAUUUUAUUGUGUACUAUUGUUUUCACACAGAAGGUUAUAAGCGGCAUUUGGGUCCCUCUGACAAGCCAAGAGCUUCUGCUGCCAGGACAUAUAACAGACCCUCGCAGUACAGAAUGUUUCAGUGUAGAAUACCUCAGGAAGGAACAGUAUUACCUGUCCUAUUGACACUCCUCAAAAAUGCCAUCAUCUGUAUGUAUUCAUGUUUGGAGGCUCUGGUAAAACUUUUUAUUCCAAAGAACAGGAAGUCUGUCUAUGGAGAAAUUGUUCUCAUCACUGGUGCUGGACAUGGACUCGGCAGAGCAACAGCUUAUGAGUUUGCCAAACGCCAAAGUGUGCUGGUCCUUUGGGAUAUCAAUAAGCAAGGUGUGGAAGAGACAGCUGAGGAAUGCAGAAAGUUGGGUGCUAUUGCACAUGCAUUGGUGGUGAACUGCAAGAACAGGGAGGAAAUCUAUACAGUUGCAGACAAGGUGAAAAAAGAUAUUGGAGAUGUUAGCAUCUUGGUGAAUAAUGCUGGAGUGAUAACCACAGCUAAACUACUUUCAACAAAAGAUGAGCAGAUUCAAGAAAUGUUUGAUGUCAAUGUUCUUGCACAUUACUGGACAACCAAAGCAUUUCUACCAGCAAUGAUUAAAAAUAAUCACGGCCAUAUUGUCACAGUUGCUUCUAUUUCUGGACAUAUUGGUAUUCCAUUCACAGUGACUUACACGUCAAGCAAGUUUGCUGCUGUUGGGUUCCACAAUGGUCUGAAAGAAGAGCUACGGUUUUUGAGAAAAGAUGGGAUCCAGAUGACAUGCCUGUGUCCCUCUAUUAUCAAUACUGGGUUUUUAAAGAUUAGCAAAACACUAAUACUUCCUGUGUUAAAGGCUGAGGACACAGCCAAAGAUUUGAUGGAAGGAAUACUUACGAAUCAGAAAAUUGUUUUCUCUCCACCUUGGGCAAAGAUAAUUGUAGUUUCUUCAAAGUUUCUGCCGGAACGUGCUUGCAAUGCCAUUCUGGAUACGGAAAAAAGCAACUAUCAUAAGCUGUUACAAUGAACAAAAUACUAGUUAAUUCCACACAUUACUUGACAACAACAUACAGUAUAUGAUUUUCCAAUUUCACCUUUUCUUUCUAUGAACUAAUUCAUUUUUAUUUCAAAGUUACAAUUUUUCAGUGAACAAGAUGACAAUCUCAUGGGUUUGCUGUUUCUGUAUUAAAACAGUAUUAUAUGGACAGAAUUGAAAGAAUUUAAAGAUUUCUACAAGAGAAGAAUGGUUCUUGAAACUAAAUGACCUAGCAGAAAUGGUUUUUAGUUAGAUGAAAGAAAAAUCAUUGUGUUUUUAAAUAUAUUCUAACCUGUUAAUAAGAAAGAAGAAAAUGAUUUAACAACUGUAGAUUUUGAGAAUUAAUAUCAGUUGUCUAUCAGAAGAAUUGUAGCAUGUAAUUUGCUAGAGAGUAGGGGUGAAGUGUUCAGAGUCAGCAAUAUAUACAGAUGAGAAGAUUGGCAGACAUGCUUAAGAAAAGAAUGGCCUUUUAGGGAUCAUAACCCUUUUAAGGAGAGCCAAAAAACCUGUUUGAGUAAAAUCUUCUCAAGUGGUAUACAAUCAAAUGUAAAUAUGCAAGGCAAUUGGCUUCAGGUGUUAGACUGAAUAAUCUUUUGCCUCUGAUCUGUUAGGAAACAGAGAAUAUGCCAGUGCAUAAAAAAUAGCAGUUCUUCAGAAGUGUUUUUUAGUGUCCAAAAAUAUAUCUACUCUCCCAUAAAACAACUUGCUUAUAUUAUGCACUCAUGAAACAAAAUAAAGUAGACUUUGGUAAAAAAUA